This is a messenger RNA of Cannabis sativa, 1491 nucleotides long. RefSeq lists its product as uncharacterized. Bases 1 to 1491 code for a protein of 496 amino acids. The record is from RefSeq and is a predicted model, not a curated record. Gene Ontology annotation, molecular function: nucleic acid binding. The transcript is spliced from 5 exons. Lineage: Eukaryota; Viridiplantae; Streptophyta; Magnoliopsida; Rosales; Cannabaceae. Gene Ontology annotation, biological process: DNA integration.
AUGGCGAUCUUGGAAGAAGAAAGUGAUAAGAAGGACGAAGAUCUUGACCCCCGUGUUCAAAAUGAAAGAAACUUAUUAAAACCAAUUGAAGAAUUGGAAGAAGUUAUUCUCGAUCCGAGAAAUCCCACAAACGAACAGACAGAAAAGGAGACCCUUAGAUUCCGAGAGGCAAGGGGCACUAAAAAAAGAAGUGGACAAGCUGCGUGCCCAAAAGAUUGCUUUGCACUACCCCAGAUCGACCAGUUAGUGGAUGCAACUGCUGGACAUGAGCUUAUGUCAUUUAUGGAUGCAUACUCUGGAUAUAACCAAAUAAAAAUGCAUGUCCCAGAUCAAGAGCAUACAAGCUUCGUAACAACAUAUAAAGUCAUGCUGUUUGGGCUAAAAAACGCUGGGAACUUUAAGACCGAUGUCUUAGCAAAACUGGCCUCUCAGAACGACUUGGAUGAAUUGAACUUGGUUCCAGUGGAGGUACUAAGUGAGGCAAGCAUAUGUGAAACGAAAGACGUCGAGAUGAUAGACAGCUCUCCUACAUGGACGACUCCUAUUAUCAAUUACUUACUCGACAGAAAACUUCCAAAUGACAAAAACGGGGCACAAAAACUAUUGUAUUCAGUGCCUCGCUACACAAUAAUUGAAGGCAAACUGUAUAGAAAAGGGUACUCGAUGUCCCUACUUCGGUGUGUUCUCCCUACAGAAGCGAAUGAAAUCAUUAGAGAAAUUCAUGAAGGUUUUUGUAGGGAUCAUGCAGGUUGGCAAAGUCUAUCCAAAAAGAUUAUUAGACAAGGAUAUUACUGGCCAAUGAUCAAUAAGGAUACACAUGAGUUUGUUAAGAAAUGUGAUAAGUGUCAGAGGCGAGGAGGAGCUAAGUAUGCAGUAGUAGCAGUCAACUUCUUCAGUAAAUGGAUGGAGGUCGAGCCCCUUGUUUCCAUAACCUGCAAGAAAGUCCUCGACUUUGUCGUCAAGAACAUUGUUUGUAGGUUUGGAAUUCCCAUCAAGAUAGUAUCUGAUAAGGAAAAUCUAUUUGAUGGCGACUUGUUCACUGAAUUCUGCGAGAGGAACAAAAUUAUCAAGAGCUUCUCGUCAGUAGCCAGGCCUCAAGCGAAUGGACAAGUGGAAGGUGUUAAUAAAACCUUAAAAGAUACUAUCAAGAAGAAGUUAGACGCUGCCAAAGGUAGGUGGGUUGAUGAGCUACCUCAGGUACUCUGGGCCCAUAUAAUUACCGAGAAGACGGCAACAGGACACACUCCUUUCUCGCUAGCAUUUGGCUCAGAAGCAAUGCUGCCUGUUGAAGUGAACAUAUCUACUCAAAGAAGAGAGUUGUAUAAUCAAGAAGAAAACUUGGAACUUCUAAAAUUUUCCUUGGAUCUACUUGAUGAAAAAAGAGCUGAGUCGCAAAUCACCAACGCAACGUAUCAACACCGAGUUACAAGAUACUUCAACAAAAGAGUCAAGAAAAGACUAUUCAAUGUUGGAGACUUGGUACUAAGGUGA